Desarmillaria tabescens is the source of this 1028-nucleotide messenger RNA. RefSeq names its product aminotransferase. Gene Ontology annotation, molecular function: catalytic activity. Gene Ontology annotation, biological process: carboxylic acid metabolic process. The record is from RefSeq and is a predicted model, not a curated record. Bases 180 to 962 code for a protein of 260 amino acids. Lineage: Eukaryota; Fungi; Basidiomycota; Agaricomycetes; Agaricales; Physalacriaceae. The transcript has 2 exons.
AGACCCCGAGGAACGGGUCCUUGGCGAGAAUCUUCCCCCCAAGAAAUGGAUCUUCCAACGUGAAAGAGAAAGGCGGAAUUACGGCCAGCGUGAACCGGGGGGAGUAAUUAAUAUCAAAAGCUUGUUAAAAGGGUGACAAGUCACCGCGUAGUACUUUGCGUGUGACAACUUACUUAGCAAUGACCACCGCAGACUACGAGCUGCUACUGGCAACGCGAUACGACCCACUGCUAGAGCGGCUGGGAUGGAACUACGACGAGUUGCAACCGUCCCCAUUUCUGCUCCUGCGAUAUCACUACGAUCGCCUUGUUGCUGCUGCAGAGCAGCACGGCUGGACAGAGGCUGUGAACCUCUCAUAUGCUGCAUUGAAGACGGCGGCGGAGGAGGCGGUAAAUAACGCAGCAGACAAGUCAGCAAGGGCAUACAAGGUGCGCGUAACCCUCUCAGAGUCGGGUGCCCUCACAGCCUCUGCGACACCCACUCCGCCACUGGCUUACGAUCCGACGUCGCCUGCGUUCUUCAAGCCCAAUUCGGACAGCGGCACCCUCUAUGGCCAGGUCUUCGCCGUCACCCUUGACACCCAGCCCACGCCCACUUCUCUCUUCACAUCGACCAAGACAACCCGUCGUCAGGUCUACGACGACGCCAGAUCGCGUGCUGCCCUCCCGCCAGUCGGUACCUUGUCAGCCCUCUCAGAGGUCAUCCUCCACAACGAGCACGGCGACAUCACCGAGGCAUCUGUGUCCAACGUUGCUUUCUACCGCUCCCCUCAUUGGAUAACACCUCGACUCAGCACGGGUUGUCUUCCCGGUGUCCUCAGGCGGUGGAUGCUUGAGCAGGGCCGCAUAAGAGAGGCCCCAGAUGACCAUGCAUUCACCCUUGACAACGUCAAGCCUGGUGACUGGGUGCUCGUCCUUAACAGUGUCUUCGGUUGCCGCGUCGGCAGGAUACAGGAGGGCUGACUGUUCUCCUGUACAAUAUUCUGGGCUUUGGGUUUGGGUCCUAGAACAUUUUGGGCUCACUAGAUG